Messenger RNA from Durusdinium trenchii, 363 nucleotides. NCBI's taxonomy places the organism in Eukaryota, Dinophyceae, Suessiales, Symbiodiniaceae. The record is from the annotation of a GenBank genome assembly.
AUGUCACCCACCCGCAAACCAAACAUCCUCCGAGCCCAUGCGAGUCAGGAGUUUGACGCUGUGGAGUUCUAUGCCGGACGUGGAAACCUGACACGUUUUAUGAAGCUUGCAGGCUACAAGGAAUACACUCCACAAUUUGCUCGCCAAGUGGUGGACCUCUAUGAGGACUUGGUGAGAACGCCUCGUGGUCUCCCACACUUGCCCAUACAUGUCCCAGCGGCCUUGGACACAUUCCAGGCCAUGAGUGACCACUGUGACCUGGAGUUCGUCGAGUUGGAACCCGUCUUCAACUAUCUCAGACGUUCAAAGCACUUAGUGAUUCCACUGGAGUGGCGUGAUCACAUUCCUAAGCCCCGGAUGUGA